AUGGAUGCUCAGGAACCAAAGCCGGCUGAAGACGCGACCACGCCCUCUGGCUCCCCCGUGGACGCCGAACCCAAAACCUCGACGCCUCCGACGACGUUCCUGCAGCGCACCAAGCAACAUGUGCACCGUUUCCUGACAAAGAACAUCUGGGCCAAGGACGGCCGCAACCGCAGUCAUGUUCCGCACAUGUCUGUCUGGAUUGCUGGAGUUCGCGUCUUGCAGCUGCUUCUCGCCAUAGCCACACUGGCCCUGACUGCAUAUGGGGUGGCCACUAUACAAAAGGCCGUUGGGUAUAGGAGGAUCACGAACUGGAGCGGGUCCGAGGGGUAUCCUUUUGCAUGGUUCGCCUUCUCCUGGACCCUCGUCUAUCUGGCGUGGCUCGGUACAGCAGUUCUCGUUCUCCCCAUCAUGUACAACUGUUGGGUUCACCUUGGUCUUGAAAUCCUGAGCCUGGUGUUCUGGCUCAUCGUGACAUCACUUCUCGCCAGCCACUCGGAUGACCUUGAUUCCAUCGAUGCCUAUGUCACUGGCCUCGGCCCUGAGUACAAGAAACAUUAUAAUGAGUUCAUACAGGAAUAUGCCCGCGGAUUUGUCGUAGCAACCUUCGCAGCCACCGGCGUGGCAACUGCCAAUUUUCUGCUCUUUGUUGUCACGGUCGCUCGGUUCGGUCGUGCUCUCCAUGACAUGCGCCAAAAGUCGAACGCCAGCACCAAGUCCCAGACGACGACGCAAGCUUCUGAGGCGGACAAAACUGUCACAUCGCCACAUAUGACACACGCCAUGGCUGCUUAUCCACCAUGGGCUCACUACCCACCUCACCCUCACUACCCAUACUACGGGGCGCCUUACCCCCCUCAAUCCACCUCGUCCAACUCACCUGACGGACAGUCUGUGCCACCGGGUCCUCAUCCUUACAUGCCGGCCUAUUUCCCGAUGCCCAUGCACCCCUAUCCUCAGGGGUAUCCGACGCCAACCCAACAGGGACCUCACCAAGAUUCACCUGAUCCGCAGGACCCGAACCGACAAGCGACAGCUUCACCGGGUGGUGCCUCACAACACACGCCGUGGCCACCGCAUUCUCCGCACUACGGUCCCCCAGGCUCCAUCUGGCCGCAACACAGCUACAGCAUGUACCAGCAGCAGGUGCCAAUAGCAGCGCAGCACACGGGCCAGUCACAGCCAGGGUUCGGCUCGCCACAGUUCCCAAUGGUCGCGCCAAUGGCCACGACGAAGACUGAUCUCCAGGGGGUCCCCCCAGCAUCGUCGGCACCGGGCUCUGUGCUAGCACAUACAAGGCCAGUCCUACCAGCAGAGCUCAACGACGGACAGCUUGGCGACGAGCGCAUGCCCGCUGAGCUGUCUUCUCACGACCACCCACCACCGCCACAAGUGCCGCCACCGCCACCAACUGAGCCCCUGGAAACGAUGCGACCAGCGCAGGUGGAGCUGCCGAGGAACGAAGCACCGACGGAGCAGCCAUCAGCAGCAGAGACGCCCAAAGAAGAAGAGGUACCGAGGUAG
Verticillium nonalfalfae is the source of this 1521-nucleotide messenger RNA. RefSeq lists its product as uncharacterized. The coding region runs from base 1 to 1521 and encodes 506 amino acids. NCBI's taxonomy places the organism in Eukaryota, Fungi, Ascomycota, Sordariomycetes, Glomerellales, Plectosphaerellaceae. The transcript has 6 exons. The record is from RefSeq and is a predicted model, not a curated record.